Molecule: messenger RNA, 2581 nt
Organism: Brassica rapa (field mustard)
Lineage: Eukaryota; Viridiplantae; Streptophyta; Magnoliopsida; Brassicales; Brassicaceae
Product: N-terminal acetyltransferase A complex catalytic subunit ARD1
Molecular function (GO): acyltransferase activity, transferring groups other than amino-acyl groups
Source: RefSeq, a predicted model, not a curated record
AUGAUCUAAUCUCUGGAUCUUGUUUAUAAUAAACAUGUGCUUGUCAAAUCUUAUCAUCAUGUCUCUUGGUUUCUUACAGAGAUUAAAUCUUACUUGGAUAUGGCCUUGGGAUCUGCUGUUUCACCAAAUGGUUCACAACCAAUUCUCUUGAGUGUUUCACCGCCUUACAGAAGAAGACCUAGCCGGCGAAAGACAGAAACUUCGAAGGAUGGUAUCAAAACUCUCAGGUGGACUGCAACAAUUGUAGCAACUCUGACGUUUGUUAUAUAUUACAUAUGUACAAAGCUUUACAUCAGUUCUGCUACAGAUUUAAGCAUCGCAGGUUUUAUCAAAACAGCAGUGUUCACGGUUUGUAUGCUGUGCAACACCGUUCCAAUGAUUUUUUCUGUUGAAGCUAUAGUUCAUCUUACCCGGCCAGAACGUCCGAGUGGUUUUGGUUUCAAAGUUGAAGCUAAGAUAGGAGCCUUUGCACUUGUAACAGUUAGUUUUGUGUCUAUAUUGGUUGCUUGUUUGUCUUGUGGUGAUCCUUCGUAUAUGGCAUUACUUCUUCUAUGUUUAAGCACAUUAGUGAUUGGUUUUGUAAACAGUUUCCAUGAUUAGACACAUUCAAUGAAUAAAAGGAUAGCCAUGAUCCAAUGAGGACCAAAUUGUCAUCAACUUAAAUUUAGUGGGUCAUUUCAUAAUUGUGAAUAGUUUAUAAAGUCGAAGUCGUCGCCGUUGCAAAAAGAAAAACAAUCAACUACUAGGGAUAUUAAAACUGGUAUGUCCUGCACGUUUAUGUCCGUUAAGAGCAUGUUUACAUUUUUUAAAAAUUGCUUGCUCCGUAUUUCUCAGUUAAGAAUUACUCAAGUCUCCCAGCAAUCUGUCAAAUGUAUCAGCUAAAAUACAAUAAUCCAUAAACUUAACAUUGCUUAAUCAAGUCAACGAACUAAACCUAUUAUUCAAUUUCCUUCCUUGGCAAGCUAAAGCAUCUCUGGUGAUUGGUACGCACAUUCAGAGUUUUUUCUUUCUUAUUUGAUCAAGUCAAUUUGCUUGGAAAAUUUCAAAACUGCAUCAUCUCUCCUUCCUCUUUCAUCGACUAGCUUUUAAAACGUCUGAGGUAAUCUUCAUCAUCAUCUUUUUGUAUUUGUCGACGUCUAUGAUCCAACUUUUGAAUCUGGCUUUUAGAAACAUGUGCUUGUCAUCAGAUCUUAUCAUCAUGUCUCUUGAUUUCUUACAGAGAUUUAAUCAACUUGGAUAUGGCCUUGGUGGGUGGUAUCAAAACUCUCAAGUGGACUGUAAAAAUUGUGUUAACUUUGACAAUUGUUAUAUAUUACACAUGUACUAAGCUUUACAUCAGUUCUGCUCCAGGUUUAAGCAUCACAGGUUUUGUCAAAACAGCAGUGUUCACGGUUUGUAUGUUGAGCAACACCGUUCUAAUGUUUUUUUCUCUUGGCAAAAUAAUUUUUCUUAUCUGGCCAGAACAUCCGGAUGAUCUUGUUUUGAGAGUUGAAGCUAAGCACAUAAAAGCCUUAGCACUUGUCACAGUUACAUUUCUAUCUUUGUUGGUUGCUUCUAGGGUCGGAGUUUGACUUGUGUUGAUCCUUCCUAUAUGGCAUUCCUUCUUCUAUGUUUAGACAUAAGUGACUGUUUCUGAUUUGUAAUACUCAUAUGUUUGGUUUUGUAAACAGUUUCCAUGAUUACACAUUCAAACGAAUAAAUAUUGGCAAAAGAUCAUUACCAUAAUCUAUUGCCAAUCCACAUUUGUCUAGAUAAUUGUUUCUGAUUUAUAACUGUUUCUCUAAUUAAUAAUUAUAUGAAUAAAGCCAUGUUUCCAAUGAGGAGUAAAUUGUCAUCAACUUAAAUUUAGUGGGUCAUUUCAUAAUUUCGAAUAGUUUCAAACAAAUAUAAAAAGACGAGACCUUCUUGCAUGAUCGAUCGAUCCACUGUAUACGAGAGGAUCAAACAUCAACAUCGAAAGAUCGAAUCUUUCUACAAUGGAGAAAGGAGUUCCGGUAGAACUAACUAGAGGGUCUGCUAACUGGGCCAGAGUGGUGGAAGAGAUCGUGAAGCUGGAGAAGAAAACGUUCCCUAAACACGAAUCUCUCGCUCAAACAUUCGACGGAGAGCUCCGCAAGAGAAACGCCGGUUUGCUAUACGUGUCAUCCGACGGAGAGACUUUGGGAUAUGUCAUGUAUGCUUGGCCGUCUUCUCUCUCCGCUUCCAUCACCAAGCUCGCAGUGAAGGAGAGUUGCAGGAGACAAGGCCAUGGAGAAGCAUUGCUAAGAGCAGCUAUUGACAAGUGCAGAAGCAGAAAGGUACAACGGGUCUCACUUCACGUCGACCCCACGAGGAUUGCUGCUGUGAAUCUGUACAAAAAACAUGGGUUCCAAGUAGAUUGUCUGGUGAAAAGCUACUACUCGGCAGAUAGGGAUGCUUACAGAAUGUACCUUGAUUUUGAUGACUCUGUUUAGCCAGAAAGAUUUAUUGGGGAUUAUCAAAUCCAUGGUGAAACAUUUGUUUGGAUAGUGAAUCAAUUUUCUUGUACACACUCGUUAAUUACUCUCCACAUCAAUAUACUAAACUAUUUAUUUGCUGUCUA